Molecule: messenger RNA, 6485 nt
Organism: Bombus pascuorum
Lineage: Eukaryota; Metazoa; Arthropoda; Insecta; Hymenoptera; Apidae
Product: regulator of G-protein signaling 9
Exons: 17
Coding region: 846-3590 (914 amino acids)
Biological process (GO): G protein-coupled receptor signaling pathway; intracellular signal transduction; regulation of G protein-coupled receptor signaling pathway
Source: RefSeq, a predicted model, not a curated record
UUCGGAAUAACUCGGACGCGCGGACUUCUCGUUCGCUGAACGAGUGACGGAUCUAGCAGUCGAGGAGGCUGCGGAAGCUGAAAGCUCUGAAAGGGUGCCGAGUAACCGAUCCUUGGCCGAAAGUGCGCGACAACGCUCGACGAAUAAGUACGAGAAUAUCCGAAGCUAAACUGACGAUGAGCAGAGUUGUAGAGUGACGACGACGACAUGUUUGCGGGGUUCGACCUCUACGAAAUUGACAUCGAGAUUUGAAUACGAUAUUGUUGCUAAUAGAUCAGCGUGAUUAAUAAGCGAUAUUCUGUAUCGUUAGCUGACAAUGAUACAUCAUAAUAUGUAGUGAAACGUGACGUGACAAAUCAUUUGGAAAAUCAGUCAGUGGUGAGCAGAUGACCGCCGUCACGGCGUCGCGUCGGUGCCGUCGACGGUCCCGUUGAAAAUAUGCUUGGCAUAGAAGCGUUAGCGGCAUCAGUGUCGUGGUUGGUACUGGUGCUAGCGUUGGUACUGCUGGUGGUGCUAGUGCUGGUGUUGAGAAUGGUCUAGCGCGGGUGUGCGCGCGCGGGUGCUACCUCGACACAGUGCGAACGGUGGCUUUAGAUUCGAAGCUGCGGAAGAAAGGCCGCGAACUCGGCCCUGCUCCGAUGGCCUGAUAUAUACUACGAGACGCGUAUAUGAAGCUACACUGCCCUGACUCGUCGAUGGGCGUGCGGGGGUGACUGGAGUGAUGGGAUGGGGCUAGAGCCCCAUGGAGUUCGGGUAGACCCGUCUCCAGCCCAACUCCCCAGCCCCCUCCGCCAUCGAUAUCGUCACAGCUCCUGUCAGCGUCGCAGAGGGCCGCCUCGAUCGCGAUGGAGGCCUCUAAUACUCAACAACAGAAGAAGGAGCCACGCGUUCACAGGCCUUACGCCUUCGACAAGAUGGAGGGGCUGGUGCGGGAGAUGCAAGACCCUGAGAACGGGGUACCCGUGCGCAGCCAAAAACAAUUUCUCACCUCAAUUCCCUCAGCUUUCAUGGGUGAGUGCCAUCGAUAUCUACGUUGUGGAGUAAACGUAAGCGGCCAUCACGGCCAGGACACUACAGUAGGCUGCCUGCGUGUUGCAGGUUACGAUCUCAUCGAGUGGCUGAUAGAGCGGCUUUCUAUCGAGGAAUCAGUAGAGGCGGUCCAUAUUGCCAAUCAGCUCUGCCAGUAUGGCUACUUCUUCCCGGUGAAUGACUCCAAGACACUCACCGUAAGGGAUGAUAGUUCUCUGUAUAGAUUUCAGACACCAUGUUAUUGGCCAUGGCAACAUAGAAUCCCCGAUAAUGUGGAAUAUGCUAUUUAUCUGGCUAAAAGAACUCUAAGAAACAAGCAGCGACAUGCCCUUGAAGAUUAUGAAAUUGAAGCUUUGAACAGCCUACGUAGGAAUUUGCAAAACAAAUGGGAUAUUAUACAACUACAAGCCGAAGAACAGGUCCGCUUAGCGAAGGAGCGAAAAAAAGGGGAUAAAAUAGUAAGCGAUUCUCAAGAACGAGCAUUUUGGAGAGUUUACAGGCCACCACCCGGUUGUCUAAGUAGUCUUGAAGUAGCACCCGUACCUACACGGUUUCGUCCUGGACUUUCACGUCCUCCAUCACGUAAACGCACUUUAACCGAUCUGCAACGCGAGGUGGCCCUUUUGAAGAACAGUUUAACGCGUACAAGGAUAAAGGUUUCGGCUGCGAUCGAAAAUUUAAAAUCAUACUUUGAAACGUACGUGGAAUACGAUCCGAUGUUUAUACAGCCACAACCUUCAAACCCAUGGAUCACCGACGAUCAAACAUUUUGGCAGCUAAACAGUCCUGUGGUGGAUCUUCCUACGGAAAAACGCGUCAAGCGCUGGGCAUUAUCAAUGGAAGAGUUAAUGUCUGACCCAACUGGUUUGCAAGAGUUCACAAAUUAUUUGAGGAAAGAAUAUAGCCAUGAAAAUAUACGAUUUUGGUUAGCAGUUAAAGAUUUGAGACAUAGUUUCCAAGCACAAAUAUCCGACAAAGUCAACGAAAUCUUCAAAGAAUUCCUGGCACCCGGAGCACCUUGCGAAAUAAACAUAGAUGGAAAGACAAUGGAAAAAGUGCAUCAAGAAAUGAAAAAUCCAAAUCGAUUUAUAUUUGAUUCCGCCGCUGAACAUGUGUAUACGCUACUUCUGAAAAAGGAUUGCUAUCCUAGAUUUAUUCGUUCGGAUCAAUAUCGAAAUACUUUAGCUGCCGGUGUGCAACCUUUGCAAAAAAAAUGGUUUUUUAGCUUUGGUGGACAAACAAAGAAGAAAAUUUCUUCGACUUCGACUUCGAUUUCGACUUCGACUCCGACUCCAACGACCAGCACUUUGCAGCACCAUGCUGCAGGUAGUGCAGCAAGCGGUAGUAAACGAAGGGGAAGCGAUCGGAGUCUAUCUGGAUCUGCUCACGAGUUAGCCGUCUGUGGUGUUCGAGAUACAACUUCGAUGCCUAGAGUGCCACAUUCUCACAGUCAGUCGAACCUCACCGAUAUUCCAUAUAGGGGAGAUCUGGCUCGACUCGUAAAGAUUUCAACAAGGCCUAUCCCGCAUAGCGUUCAGGAUGCUGGCACAUCGGAAGCGGUAGUUCGCCCUAUGGACGACGUUUGCCCGUGGGACGUGGUUCCAGGACCGAGUAUAGAGCACGCCAUAGAUACCACACUAUCGCACCAUCCAAUAUCAUCUGGAGUAACAUCGUCGGUUGAAAGUCAAGCGGAAGAAGGCAAUAAUUUGAUUGCGCAGUUACAGUCUAUCGAGGUUACACGCGCAUCUCGGAAAAAUUCAUCGCAAUUAGAUUCCUGUAGUUCCUCAUCUGAUGUCAGUUUAGUGGCAGCGGAGGUCUCUGAACAUCUUCGAAAGUCUUGUAGUUUGCAACACAGUAGUAGCACAGCUGGCAUGACGACUACCGAACGAAUCGGCAUAACAACGCGAAAUUAUUCCAUCAGCUCGACUAGCGGAAGAACGAAGCUGUCAGAAAUCAGUCGGCCGUCAGUUUUGUCUUGUAAUUAUCCGUCUCCACAACAUUCGUUCGAGUAUCCUCAUAUGACAACUGACAGAUCGGAUGUGUCUACGACAGGGAAGUGUAUUAUCGAAGAGUCUCAAACUAGUACGACGUUAAAAUCUCUCGAGGAGGAACCGACGACGAAAACUUUAACCAAGGCUCCCUUAAUAAGUAUUAGCGCGAUCGUCGGGGAUCUACCGAGCGACAAUUCUACGGUCGAAGUCGAGGAAAAAACGAAUGGCGAUCAUGCGCCGGUAAUAAAGGAAGAGAUAGAAAUCGAGGAAAGAAGGCAAAAGCUGGAAGCUGACGAAGGUGAUGCAACGGCGGCAGUUAUAGCCGAAGAAAGUUUGGCAAUUUCCGCUCUAGUAAAAACGGAGACGGUAGAGUCGCUGGAAGAGGCGCAGGUUGUUCCUGUUUGGGAGCCGGACACCAAACAGGAUGAUCAAUUAGCACCAGUUACUCAACCAGCUUCUCAACAAAAGCGUGACAAUAACGUUAACGAAGUAUGUCCGUGGGAAGACGAGGAAAAUUGUAGAGUGGAUGCACCCUAUGUGAAAACAUAUGCAACUUUAGGUUAUUUAUAACUCGGUAUGGUACUAAACAUACAUUUUACAUAUAAACAUUCGCAAGUUCAAUUUCCAUUUUACUUCACUUUUGCCAAGUUCGAGUGCCCGAGCUAUUCAAGAUAUCGAGUAUUAUGUUUUUGAAUUUUUCGAUUUAUCAUUUUCAAUUCCGAAAAGAUUGAAAAUUGGAUUAUUUUUCAUCUGUAACAUUUGUCGAGAUAUGGAAUCGUCUUAAUGGGAAAGAACGAAAAUAUUGAAAAUAAGCAAAAGGAAAGAUACUUGUGUGUCUAACGAUAAAACACUUCUAUGGUAGUAAUCUAAUAGAGUAAUCUCAAAUGCGUAAAUAAUGAUAGAGAUUUCAGCACGAUGUGAUGUGUAAAGAAUUCCGUUUUGUCUGGAAUUUCGGUACAAUUUCGAUAUAAUUUCGGAAUAGCAUAACGUAAAAGUAUAUUCAGUAAGAUUCUCAAUUUCAUUUUCUUGUCAAUCUAUGUAAAUUUGAACGAACCAUUUCGUUUUUUGUUUCCGAUUCGAUAAUCAACAUGAAAGUUGUGCGAUCUGUUGACUAAAGAGCUGUGACAGAUAGAAUUACGUCACUUUUUGCUGAAUGUAAUGAAAUAUAAUUAAUACGUACGUGUUAGCCAAUUAAGAAAAUAAACAUAGUGGACGAGAUGACACGAAUUUUUUAAUAAAGGAUAAAGUCUCUAAAGCGAUUUGUUUCGCAAAAGUAUUAAAUGCAAAGAUGCGUUCUAUGGGAGUUCGUCAAUCAUGAGCCCUUUGACCGCUCCCUUAGCUCGCAAACUUCUUUAAUGCUACUUACGGAUAACUUAAUAAACCGUAGAAAGUUCUUUGUUUGAUUUAUUAUAAACGAUUAAUCAUUUUCCAUAAACGAACGUUCCUUACCAAAGAAAAAUUUUACGAUCGCGUACAAUUGAAUUCCAAUAGUGGUGUAUCAUUGUAUUAAAUAAGUAGUACAAUGUGACAAAUUUAUCAUAAAACAUCCAAGUGGUUUAGAUCACAUUGCUUCGCUUAAUAAGAUCACUCGAACGUUGUGACAGUUGGAUGUCAUUUAAUCUAAGUGUUAGUCAUACGUUUAUUCGAUACGUAAUAAGUGUCGAAUCACAAGUAUUUAAUGUAAUUUUAGUCCUCUUACGGCCUUAUAUUACGAUAUAACGGCUGGCUAACGGUUAAAUUUUGAAAAGUACAGGUAAAACGAAGCUAUUCGACUUUGAUCGUAGAUACUUGACGUGUAUUUGUAAAUCGUUACUACUUGCUGUUCGUAAUUAGAUCGAGUUAAAAUUAAAUAGGGAAAACAAGAGCGUAAUAAUAACGAUUCGUUUGUUUGUCACAAAGAAUAUCGAAUCUUGUUCUUGAGAAAGAAGGGUGGAGGGAGAAUGGUUUUCUCGAGAUGUAGUCAUUUAUUAUGUCUACAUAAUAUCAUUUAUAAGUAUAUACUAUGACUGGGUUCUGGGUACUGUUACUGCCCUAGUACCCAGAUCCCACGAAUCAAUUCAAUUAACUUAAACUCAAGUAUAUAAGACAAAUUUAGCAAAACUACAUACUGCACGUGAACUUGAUGACGCAAUUUUCCUUCUUUAACGAACUUAAUCGACUGGUUGUUAAAUACUAUAAUGGAAAUGUUGUAUCGUAAAAUUUAGAAAGAUAAUCUUACAGAGUGCACAUUUGGUAAAACACCCGUACUUUACGUAAUACGUAAUAUAAUUAGUGAAAAUAUUAAUUUGCCUGUAGAUUACGUAACAAAAAGACUCGAUUAACAAUCACGAUACGAGAUAAAGGCAUAAGAAUGCGAGACAUCGCCCUACUAUUUUUAAUAAGUAUUAGCGAAUUCCAUCGGUAAUUCCGUUUUUGAAUCGAAGAGACAUUGAAACUGAAAACACGAAUUAAAAUAGUAAACGAACGAUAGUCAAAUUUUAUUAUUUCUUAAUAUAUGAAUUAAUUUCAGCUACUAAAACAAACAAACAAACACACACACACACACACACUAUUGCAUAUACUACAUGUGUGUAUAUAUAUAUAUAAAGUUUCAAUUUAUUUGCUACAUGUUUGAAACGAAUGUUUUUUUUAUCGAUGAAUAGAUAUUUGUUAUAUCUAUCGUAUAUGUGGAAAGUACAUACUCCAUGAAUAUAUGGAGUAAGAUUUAAGGUAGCGACGAGCAUUCGUUUAGAAACGAUAGUAAUAAAUUUCGAACGAAAGUUCGGGCACUCGAGAUUAGUUUUAAGAAAUGUAACAACGUAUUCAUGACGAUCGUACUGUUAAUUCAAGAGCUCAAUUUAACUACCGUAAAGGUCCUUAUGAAAACUACAUAGUUGAUUAGUUAGAUAAAAACAACAUGUUACAGUCCGUGUGGAAAUGAAUAUAUUAUACGAAUCAUAAUGAAUACGGUAUAGGUAUUGAGAUUAUUCUGUUAGUCGCGGAAUUUGCAAAGAUAGGUUUAACGUAUGACUGACAAUGGAUCUUAUUUACGAACUCCAAUGACUCGUAAAUAGAGACGAUUCCGAUUUGACUUACACAUAAGUAAGUAUAUACCAUCUUGUAAAAGAAUUUCGUUCGGCGAAGCAUGCAACAAUUAUUAUAACAGAUAAGCUUCGAAACGAACCAAAAGCUAUUUUUGUUCUCUUUUUGCAGAGACAUUUUAUACACAUAAUACAUAAUGCAUUAUCGUUCCGUCGUUAGAAUUUUAAUCACAGAUCAUAGAUAGUUCUACUCGCUAUCGUUUAACUAACUCACUCGUCGUCGUCAUUGUAUAAGGGGCAAUCGAAAGGAUCGUUGUGCGUCCUGAAUCUCUAAGCGCCAUCUGAUUUCACGUUUUCUUUUCUACGUAUGUUAACAACGUAUGUUUUUGUAUUGAUUGGUCAAAUGAAAAAUUUAAUCGAGAAAUAAAAAUGUCACGGUAACGAA